AUGAAAUCUUAGAAUUCUAAAAAACCUAAUCUGAAGCUUACACUCAAUAAGAAAUCGAUGGGAUAAUUAAUUCAAUGUGACAAACCUCCAAGUUCAAAAUGUUCUUAGAAAACAACAUCCUCAAAUGGAAAGGUAAGAAAUAUAAUAUAUAUGAAUAAUUUAGACAUCUAAUUCAUCCAAAUAAUUGUGUUUCAAAUUUCAGGACAACUAAUCAACAGCUAAUCCAUCUUUAAUUUCUGAGGGGGACAAGAAAUGUAAGUUAUUAUAAUUAAUCAUAAGUACUUGAACCAGAUCAAUCAUAACUAAUAUAAUUGCUGAUUCAAGAAAAUUUGUAAUUGUAAAAGUAAAAUUCAGACAAGGACUCUAUAAUUUCUAGACUUAUUACAAAUACAAACAAAAAACCAGUCAUUUUAUAAAGAGCAAAUACUUCUAAUACCGAGAGGACUCCUGAAAAACUAUUUACAAUGUAUUAUAAUUCAAUAAGAUGAUCUAGAAAAAAGUUGCAGCAAAACACUUGUGAAAAGAAAUCAAAUUCUCCUCUCGGUUUCACAUUUUGUAAUGUUGAUAAAGAAGAUGAAGGAAAAGUAAUUUAGAGUCAACCAAUGACAAGAUCUCAAAAGAGACUUCCAAAAGAGUUUUAAAUUGUACCAAAUCAAAGAAGGUUUUUCAUAUGA
Paramecium pentaurelia is the source of this 674-nucleotide messenger RNA. Lineage: Eukaryota; Ciliophora; Oligohymenophorea; Peniculida; Parameciidae. The record is from the annotation of a GenBank genome assembly.